Zea mays is the source of this 7645-nucleotide messenger RNA. RefSeq names its product NADH dehydrogenase [ubiquinone] iron-sulfur protein 2-like. The transcript has 2 exons. The coding region runs from base 22 to 732 and encodes 236 amino acids. Gene Ontology annotation, cellular component: respiratory chain complex I. Gene Ontology annotation, biological process: mitochondrial electron transport, NADH to ubiquinone. Gene Ontology annotation, molecular function: NAD binding; quinone binding; oxidoreductase activity, acting on NAD(P)H. The record is from RefSeq and is a predicted model, not a curated record. Lineage: Eukaryota; Viridiplantae; Streptophyta; Magnoliopsida; Poales; Poaceae.
GACCCUAUCUAUGUUUCUACGAUGGCCCAAGAACACGCUCAUUCUUCAGCCGUAGAGAGACUUUUGAAUUGUGAGGUACCAUUACGAGCUCAAUAUAUACGAGUGUUAUUCUGUGAAAUAACUCGAAUUUCAAAUCAUUCACUUGCUUCAACUACUCAUGCUAUGGAUGUGGGAGCAUCAACUCCGUUCCUUUGGGCUUUUGAGGAGCGGGAGAAAUUGUUGGAAUUCUAUGAAAGAGUCCCGGGAGCCAGGAUGCAUGCCAGUUUCAUACGACCUGGUGGAGUGGCACAAGAUCUGCCUCUUGGCUUAUGUCGAGAUAUUGAUUCCUCCACACAACAAUUUGCUUCUCGUAUCGACGAAUUAGAAGAGAUGUCAACCGGCAACCGUAUCUGGAAACAACGAUUAGUGGAUAUUGGUACUGUCACUGCACAGCAAGCAAAGGAUUGGGGAUUCAGUGGUGUAAUGUUAAGAGGUCCUGGGGUAUGCUGGGAUUCGCGAAGAGCAGCACCUUACGAUGUUCAUGACCAAUCGGAUCUUGACGUACCAGUAGGUACCAGAGGAGAUCGCUAUGAUCGUUACUGUAUUCGUAUCGAAGAGAUGCGACAAAGUGUUCGGAUCAUUGUGCAAUGUCCUAAUCGAAUGCCUAGUGGCAUGAUCAAAGCCGAUGAUCGUAAGCUAUGUCCUCCAUCACGAUCUCGAAUGAAACUAUCCAUGGAAUCGUGCGCCGUGUGAAACGUAGAUCAUCGCCGUUCUUAACCGAGACUCAGGUUAAGCUCCGUCUCGGAACCGUCGUGGGGUUAGGAGUAAAGCAUCCCGAGGUUGGCGCAUCUCGUUGGGCGUGGAGAAGCAUUGGGAACCCCAAUAUCUUUCUUCGGAGCAGUUUCUUUUCCCGUCCCCUCGCCCCGGCAUAGCGCUUCGCUUCCGGUUCUUCGGAAGAAUCAACUGACUUCUCCCUUCUUCAUUGAUCCGGGGGAAAGGGAACCGUCUACCAGUUGGGAAGCUAGACAUCAAGGUUGUGGCUUGAUGAGGAUAACUAAGCUGACACGCCGGAGUUGGCUGCUGGCACAACAGGGUGGUGCCUUACCGCACCGCAGGCGCACGCGCGGUAGCGUUCGUGGUGGUGCUUCAGGAUUCCAAUGUACUGCGUCCAAGAUCAGAACGAGCUUGCCGGCGGACCACUGCCGUCCCAUUCUUUAGUGAGCUGGAGCGCUGCCAUCUUAUCCACGGAAAACGCGUCAAGCUAUCGCUUCGGGUCGAAGCACUAAAAAAAGAAAAGGACCGGGAAACGCGGCGGCAUAGGAACCACGGGAACCCAGGAGGGAGAAAGACGAUGUACGGGAUACGGGAUCCUCGUAGUAGGCUGGACCAAAAUCCAGCCGAGAGAGGGCAGCCUUUAGAAGCAACAGGUUGGGAAACCAAGAGAAGGUCUUAUCUUCUUCCCGGCACAAAAAGAGGGAUUAGCAUUAUUGACCCCAUGAGAAAGCACUAACACCUUCGGCUCCGCGCACUGGGAAAAGGCUUCCGCGACAGGAAACCGGCUACUAGUUAGGAAGUGAACAUAAGGUAUCAAGAGGUCCCUCACAGUCAGGUGCGAUGCAAUUGCCCCCUAUUAGUCAAGUACCCCUCUUCCUAUUUUGUUUAGGGGUUAAAAUGGCUUGAUGAACCCUUCCGUUCACACGCACCGGCCCCAUUCACUUGCAACUCGUAGAGGCUGUAAGUAAAGUAAACAGUGCCCCACUAAAUUCAAAGUGACGGUGGGGUUGAAAGACGAGAGUGCCUACCCCCGAGCCGAGAGUGCCCGCCCUUUCUGUCAAGUAGGCUACUUUUUCCGGAACGCAGUCCGGAAUAAGCGUUCCUGUGUAUAUAGAUAUCUUCGAUGCUGUCAUUUCGAAAUGUCCGCUUCCUCUUUCACCUCCCAAAAAGCAAAGUUGGCUUGACGAGCGCAGAUGAGGAAGCGGGAGCAAUAAAACCAAGAAUCUCUUUCUUUUCCAAAUACUUACUUUAUUAAGAUUAAGUUAAGGGGCAAAGAGAAGCGCUUUCGCUACUGAGAAAGCGAAUGGUCAGCGCGAGGGUUCGACGACUUAGCCGAGCGUUAGCGAAGCGUCAUUCUCAUAUCAUAGCGAGGCGCUUCGAGUUAGCGAAGCGCUGUAGUAGCGUCGGAGACUAUGUGCUAUAAUGCUGAACUAAGGACGUUCCGCCUUAUCUAUAGAAGCAGUCAACUGAGUUCUGAACGAAUGGGAUCCUUAGUGGGUAAUGGCUCAAUCAAUCUAUAGAUGGAAAGCCUUAUGAUGGGAAACUACCACGUUAGGUUUGGAGAGAGAUGGGACCUGUUAUAGUUUAGGGGGAGCAGAUGCAAGCUUUUUCUUUCCAUAGCCGGCCAAAUGACUACCGGAUCAUCGGUCUACUCUACCUCAAUUCACCAUUUCGAACUUUAUACAGAAGGUUUUUCCGUACCAGCUCCUUCUACCUAUACCGCAGUUGAAGCACCUAAAGGUGAAUUUGGUGUCUUUCUUGUCAGUAAUGGGAGUAAUCGUCCCUACCGUUGUAAAAUAAGAGCACCUGGCUUUGCCCAUUCACAAGGACUCGAUUCUAUGUCCAAACAUCACAUGCCAGCAGAUGUAGUCACCAUCAUAGGUACUCAAGAUAUUGUGUUUGGAGAGGUAGAUAGAUAGGACGUAGUCUUGCUCGAUCAGGACCCUUGCUUUAUUGCGAGCCAAAACAGCUGCGCUAUUCAGUUCUACAUCUUUUUUUACAUUUAAAGAAAUGUGAAAAUGCAGCCCUUUAGUUUUAGUUACAGAUGUGAAAAAAGUAAAUAUCUCUCUGUCUGUGUAGGUUCGGUUUGUUCUUAUCGAUCCAUUUCUUCGAGUGUGGGUGUCCUACGCUACUUCCGUUCAUGUUUACGUUCUCAAAAGACCUUGGAAAAACCAACGCCGACCAAAAUCCAAGUCUCCCUUUCUCUUUUGGGAGCAGAGCUGAAAAAGAUGGAAAUAUGUGCUAUGUGGAAUCACCGUAUCUUUCACUUUGGGCUUGACCAAGCAAGCCAGGCGUCUUCAAGAACUUUUAGUUCAACAACGCGAAAAGGAAAUCCAAUUUCGGUAAGACUUUGUCUGAUCUCCAUGCGUCUCGUGGUGGCCGCCUUACCCAUUUUUCUAGUUCUAGUAAUGUGGUUUGGGUCCCAGGGGUCUCUUCCUAUCGAUCCCCAUAUUCUGGAGGCAGUCAAGGGAAGUUUCGUACGGCAGGGGGUGCUUACAAUUUGCCGGCUCCUGGGGUUCGAUAUGCCCGUUUUCAUUAUUAUUCUGGCAGCCAAAAUAUUCUAUAAAAUACUGUUUUGGUUGUGGGGAAUUUGACUAUGUCCGGGACAUACAACAAUAUUGUUUUCGAUGUAAGGAACCUUACGAAAAUUCCAAUUGAAAACAAUAUUGUUUUUAUUUAUGCAGCUGUUUUUUGAGUAUGGGAAACGUCCUCAGUUCUUCGAUUCAUUUUCCGAUCGGUAAUAUUUCCUGGUGUAGGCAUAGGAAACCGAGGCCCACCAACCGUAUACUUGUUGGUUUGGUGGGGAAAGAAGAGUGGGUAAGUGGGCUUCUUUCAAGGUUCGUACAUAUCCUCAACUUCGACCUGCAGAGCCAAAUUAUCUUACUUUUACCAGCUUAUUGCGCGUAUUCUGACAAGUGAUUCGAUCUCAUCAUCACCAUAAUUGUCGUUGUCAUCUAGAUUGCUUUCUUCACAAUCCUCGUCGUAACUGGCAUAUGUUUAAAGAGGGGCCUCCUCUCCUGCUUCCUGCAACAAAAACAACAAGAGAAGUGGAGUUUUCUAUCAGAACAAGACUAUUACAUACAUCAAGUAUUAUCAAUAAUCAAAAAGACUCUAAAGAGUAAGACGUACAUAAAAAUCGUCUUCUGUUUGAGAGUCGAAUUCAACGACCUUCCGGGCAGUUAUACUCGGGUACGGCUUGGAAGGCUUAGCGCCCUUAACCUGACAAUUUAAGUUCCCUAUUUAUUGAUUCGAUUCCCCAUUUCCUGGACAAACAACCAGGGUAGCUACUUGGUGAGUUAUACUUUGUACUCUUCGGUGGCUUAGGAAGACAACAUAGCAUUGAUUAUGAGUCAACAUUUUUCCCAUGUUUAAGAUAGUGAAAGCUUAAAACAUAUCUUCUCUUUCCCAUCAAGCUAGGCUAGGCAAGGUGCGCUUCCUUUCUGUAAGAAGAGAGUAGCAACGUUGUAAAUUCAUUGUUCACCACACUCUCUGUGAACUAUCAUCGGUAUUUAGAUGUGUAAGAAAAAUUACGAUUGAAAGCGAGUCAGGUUUAGCUCGUACAGAAGUCCAAACUUCAAAACUUGAUAAGAGAAGUCCUAACCUAUCGUCCAAAAUUACUUGCUUGCGGCAGCUCAAACGAAACUGCAUGGGCAAUCAUAACACCGCUGCUACAUUUCAAAGUUCCGGGAUCGGUGGCUAAACCUACAGAAAGAAAGGUUGUCCGUAAAAGCGAAGAUCAAUAUAGAGAUGCUCAGCAAUAGCCUCUUUCCUUUACCGAGACUAUUCCGUCUCAAAGUGAAUCUGCACUACUUUUGAUUUGAUUUGAUACAGACUGAAAGAAAUGCAUGCUCAAAUUCAAAAACGAACAAUCUCUUCCUUGGUGCUGAGAUGGGCAGGCUCCUUCGCGACUUCGAUCCGUCCAUUCUAUUCCAUCACUACUUCAGUACUUCAGAUCUCGUCCGUCGGUAGUGAAAGAAAUCAGUUCUCUUCCCGCUCCAGCUCAAUAGCAUGUGCUUUCCUGGCACUUGGAAAUCCGGAACAUCUGAAUGAGUGGAGUGAACCAAGAGAGGCACUGCUCCAGUGGAGGGUUCAUGGCCAUACCAUAGAGUGCUUUAACUGGAGAGGAUUGCAGAAGUGAUGAGCCGAAUUGUACCAAGCCAAUGGCAACCACUUAACCCACUGUUUUGGAGUAGAACUUACUGAGCACCUGAGAUACAUCUCAAGACACUGAUUCAUUCACUCUUUCAGUCUGCCCCUCAGUCUGAGGGUGAUAGGCAGAGCUCAACUGCAACUUAGUGUCCAAUAGCUUGCCCCUCCAAAAGGAGCUAGUGAACACCCUGUCCCUGUCAGAUACAAUAGUGGCUGGCACUCCAUGCAACUUCCCAAUAUUGUUUAGGAAAGUGGUAGCAACUGAAGCAGCAAUGUAAGGAUGUUUAAGAGGUCAAAAAUGGGCCUAUUUGUCUGUCUACCACUACUAAUAUAAAUAGAACAGAGAGCCCUUCCGAUUUAGUCCGGCCCUCAAUCCAUAGAUAUAUCUUUCCAAGCUCCAUCAGGUCUAUUUGUGCCGGUGCCGGGCUGCCAUCUCAUCUAUGAUGAAGAAUCUCUUGUCAUACCAACUCGUUUACUCGCUGGCACUCAAAGAAAUGCAAUUGCAAAAGAAAUGGUGAUUGGUGCGUUGCUUAGGGGGCUUUCUGCUUUCGAUGGUACAACCCAAGUCGACUACUUACCAUAAUAACCAGUGCUGGGCUCUCUCGCGAUAACAACCCACUUCGUUGCGCCUUUUUUCUUGAUGGGUAUGGGUGAUCUUUGGGGCGGGUUAGGGUUCCGGAUCAGGCAAAAGUAAGAACUAAAAACGGAUACUUUUGAAUGCUUGGGUUGCUUUGAUUGAAUCGAUUGAUUCACCCUUGGCCAGAGAAGAAGAUAGGGAAUUCCAUAGAGUCUUGAGAGUAGAAAGCAGCUGAUAUAGAUGCCACCCCACCAAAUAAAUCGUAGGUAGAAUGAAAGUAAGUGAUUACUGUAGUGCCAUGCAUUUGGGAUUACAGUGCCAAGCAUUCGUGCUGGGAUUUGAGACAGUGCCAAUCUCAUCUCGAACUAUUACUAGCAAAUAAAUCAUAGGUAGAAGGAAUCUCAGUGAUUACAAUUACAGCAGCGCCACGCCAGUAGAGUAGAUUCCGUUCGUUCUAGCAAUCAUGCCAGAACUCACUGAUCCAUGUGCUCCCAGAAGGAAGGAUCUCGUUCCCAUAGCAUAGCCUAUAAUGAAUGUGGCUUUCCCCCCCAUCUCCUAUCUAUAGCUUCUAUAGCUUAUAGCUGGAAUGACCUAUAUGACCGGAACCACCUAAACAUCUAUAUGACCGGAACGGAACCUCAACCUAUAUGUAUAUGACCGGAACCUAAACAACCUACUGGACUUGCUUUGCUACUUGAGCCUAAGCUAUAUGAUCUGAACCAACCCUAUCGGGACUAGAUCCUGUCUACGGACUUGAUCCUGUCAUGUCAACGGACUUGCACUUGCCUGUCAAUCUUGACGGACUUGAUUGUUUCAAUACGUCAAUCAAUACGGAUUCUCUUUCCUGUGGAAAUGCUAUCUACCUGGAAGGAAGGUUUGUUUCCCGAAGGAAGGAGAUGGAGAUUCUUUCGCUGGAGAGAUACUUUCUCAUUGGAGAGGAGAUACUUUCUCUUUUCGGGCUCGAAAUCUGUCCUGUCGAUUUCUCUGAUUUAAGGGCGCAAGCACAAUACUGCACUCUCCCUGCUUGCUCGCCCGAUCCGUCGAUCUUCUCGAGAGGAGCAGUUCAAAUCACCCUGUACGGAUCCAUUGGGAUCACCUAGAGCCGCGAGUCCAGUUGAGUGAAUCCUUUCAGGCUGGAUGGAUGCGGUGGGCUAGCUCUGCUCUCUUCUCGAAAUUGCAUAUUGCAUAGAGUAGUAUUGUACGAAACGAUAUCUCGUAACGGAAGGAUGGAAACCAAGAGAAAGAAGACAGCUCUAUCUCAGAAGUGAGCUCCGUCUCACAAGUUAGCUCCGUCGACACCUCGAGCUAUUCAAACGAGUGUUCAGUCAUCAGAUCUCAAUAUCGGGUUGGGAAUCUUUCUAGACUAAAAAGUUUCGUUUUCGUGGGUCGGUGUCAAGUCUAUCUCUCAUGUUGCUCCUCAGAAAACGCGUAGAAUAGUAAUGUCAUUGGCCCACUAGAUAAGGAUGGGACAAACGCUCUAGUCUAUGCGUUAGAAGGCAACUAGUAUUUUUGGUUAUUUUGGGAGGGAGUCUUUUUCUGUCUUGAGGGUUGGUUUGAUUGGAAAUCGAAAUGCCUCAACUUGAUAAAUUGACUUAUUUCUCACAAUUCUUCUGGUUAUGCCUUCUCCUCUUUACUUUUUAUAUUCUCUUUUAUAAUAAUAAUAAUGGAAUACUUGGAAUUAGCAGAAUUCUCAAACUACGGAACCAACUGCUUUCGCACCGGGGGAACAAGAUCCGGAGCAAGGACCCUAAUAAUUUGGAAGAUAUCUCGAGAAAAGGUUUUAGCACCGGUCUCUCAUAUAUGUACUCCAGUUUAUCCGAAGUAUCCCAAUGGACCGUCGACUAUUUGGGAAAAAGGAGGAAAAUCACUCUGAUCUCAGAUUUCGGAGAAAUAAGUGGCUCACGAGGAAUGGAGAGACAGAUUCUCUAUUUGAUCUCGAAGUCCUCAUAUAACACUUCUUCCAGUCGGAUCACUUGUUGGAAAAACAUAAUGCUCACACAUGUUCCACACGGGCAAGGAAGCAUAAUCUAAUGAACUUAGAUUCUUUUCUUUCUAUAGGACUGAGGAUCCUUGCCUAGAUCCAGAAAAAGUUGGAUGCGCCGGAAGCUGAAGCGGAAAUGCAAUUCUCGGGUGAGGAAAGGGUUGUCUCAGGUACGCCUGGGGCAG